AUGUCAGACUCAAACAUAGAGAAAGUGGCACCAGAAAGCCAACCUUCAGAUGGAGUCGAAAUCCUCGAAAAUGUCAAUGAAGGGGCGAGCAAAGACUUCGAAAAAUCACUGCUUAGAAAGAUAGAUGGACAAUUACUCCCAGCAGUAGGAAUCCUCUAUCUACUGUCCUUUCUCGACCGUUCCAAUGUGGGCAAUGCAAGGCUUGAAGGGCUAGUCGAUGAUAUAGGCAUAACUGGAAAUCAGUAUUUAACCGGUCUCACUGUUUACUUCAUUGGAUACGUUAUUUUUGAGAUACCAUGCAAUAUCAUACUCAAGCGCACUACGCCACAAAUAUGGCUCCCGACCCUGACAUUGGCGUGGGGAGUGGUGGCAACACUUAUGGGUCUGGUACAUAACCUGCCUGGGUUUCUGAUAUCUCGUUUCUUCCUUGGAGUCACCGAAAGUGGCCUAUUUCCAGGAGUUGUCUUUUAUUUCUCGAUGUGGUACCAACGACGAGAACGACAAUUCAGGAUCUCACUGUUCUUCAGCGCAGCCUCACUAGCAGGCGCCUUUGGUGGCAUCUUAGCAUAUGGUAUUGGGCGUAUGAGGGGUGUGGUCUGGGACAAUGGCUGGCGCUGGAUUUUCAUCCUUGAAGGCAUCGCCACCGUUCUCAUCUCCAUUGCUGCGUAUUGGUUUAUUCAAAAUUAUCCCGACACAGCCAAGUUCAUUACAGACGAAGAAAGAAAAUUCAUCCAUUCUCGCCUAGCUGCAGACAGUGAUGCGACACACCAGGAGAAGUUUGAGUGGGCGCAAGUUGUAGAAGCUCUCAAGGAUGUCAAAUGCUGGCUGUAUGGUCUUGGGUUUCACACCAUGAGUCUGCCUCUUUACACAUUUUCACUAUUUUUACCCACCAUUAUCAAGAACCUUGGGUACUCAGCUGCCAUCGCCCAACUUCUCACGAUCCCACCAUACGCAUUUGGCUUUGUUACCACCCUAACGGUUGCUACACUCAGUGAACGUCUCAAUCAGCGCGCCAUUUUCAUUGCGGGUUCUGCCCUCUUUGCCGCGAUCGGAUAUUCUCUUCUCCUCGGAAACGCCGACCCAGUGGCUAAACCAGGUAUCUCCUACGCAGGUACCUUUUUUGCGGCUGGCGGGAUCUAUCCUGCCACAGCCCUGGUUCUGUCCUGGCCUGCUAUAAAUGUAUCAGGACAGACUAAACGUGCAGUGGGAAAUGCAAUGCAGAUUACGAUCGGAAAUCUCGGCGCAGUACUCGGAACCCAGCUUUACAGAGCCAACGAUGGGCCACGAUAUAUUGUUGGUCACUCAUUUGCUCUUGGAUAUCUUCUUGCCAAUGUGGUUGUCUGUACAAUUCUCUGGAAGAUCCUUAAGAGGGAAAACAAAAAGAGAGAGGGUUUAGCGGAAGAGGUCCAAGCGAUUGGGUUGUUGAGCGAUUGGCCUGGAGACUCCGAUCCCCGAUGGAGGUUCCAGUAUUAG
Messenger RNA from Clonostachys rhizophaga, 1473 nucleotides. Lineage: Eukaryota; Fungi; Ascomycota; Sordariomycetes; Hypocreales; Bionectriaceae. The record is from the annotation of a GenBank genome assembly.